GUAACGUGCGGCGGCUGCGUCGCUCCUGCGCUUCCUUCCUCUUAUCCCUCCUCCUUCCCCUCCGCAGGCGCCGGGCCAAGCCCGCCGGGCCGGCAGGGAAGGCGCGUUCCGCCGGGACAGAGGCCGGGCGCGGCCCCCGCCGCCGCGGCGGCGCCAUGAUGAGGCGAACGAAGCCCGAGGUGGAGCGCUACGUCGCUUCCUUGCAGGCCGCGGCUCCAUCCCCCAGAGAGAAAUCGAUGAAAGGAUUCCUCUUUGCUAAGCUGUAUUUUGAAAUAAAAGAAUAUGAACUUGCUAAAAGAUAUAUAUCUACAUACCUCAAUGUACAAGAGAGAGAUCCCAAAGCACACAGAUUUCUUGGACAAAUUUAUGAAGCUGAGGAUAACAUAGAAAAAGCUUUUGGGUGUUACAAGCGUUCUGUGGAGUUGAACCCAACACAGAAAGAUCUUGUAUUGAAGAUUGCAGAGUUACUAUGCAAUAAUGACAUUACUGAUGGAAGAGCAAAAUAUUGGGUUGACAGAGCUGCUAAGCUCUUUCCUGGGAGCCCUGCUAUUUACAGGUUGAAGGAGCAGUUACUGGAUUGUAGAGGUGAAGAUGGGUGGAAUCAGCUUUUUGACCUGAUUCAAGCAGAACUUUAUCAAAGACCAGAUGAUGUCUACAUAAACAUCAGACUAGUUGCGCUCUACCGUUCAAAUAACAGAUUAAAAGAUGCUGUGCUCCACUGUCAGGAGGCAGAGAAGAGAAUACCUUUGCAGUCAAGCUUGGAAUGGUGCUCCUGUGUUGUAGAGACCUUUGAGGAAUAUCUGGAAUCUUUACAAGACUUGGAGUCUGAUAAAAAUAACUGGAGAACUAUCAAGAAAGAUCAUCUGCUGGCCUAUUCCAGCUUUGUCAAACUGACACUUUCUUCUAGAGAUGUUCAGGAAUGCAGAGAGGCACUUGAAAGUUUUGAUCGUGCACUUCAGUCAGUGAAGCCAUAUGUGAGUGUGGCUGACGAGUUGUCUCGUACCUUUGUGGAAAUGAAAGGACAGCUGUACAUGCAUGCUGGAGCUUUGCUGCUGAAAAUGGCCCAAGACAAUGAGGCACAGUGGAGAGCUGUGUGUGAACUAGCAGCAUUGUGUUAUCUCCUGAGUUUCCAGGUUCCUAAACCAAAGUCAAAGCUCAUAAAGGGGGAUCAAACUGGACAAGAUAUGCUAGAAAUGUUGGCCUGUGAUCGAAAAAGCCAGUCUGGUCAUAUGCUGCUGAACUUAAGUCAUGGCAAGCAAGACUUCUUUAAAGAGAUUGUGGAAUCAUUUGCAAACAAGAGCGGUUCAUUUGCAUUGUUUGGUAGCCUGUUUGAGAGUGGAGCUUCUAGGGAGAGGUCUUUUAUCGGCACAGAUGAUAUUGGAAAUGUCAGUACACAAGUACCAGUGCAAGGGGAACUUCAUAAAUACGAUAUUGGUGCAGUUCGAUUGCACAACGGCAGUCUCCAGCACCUCGUGUGGCUUGGCUUGCAGUGGAACUCUAUGUCAGUCUUGCCUCCCAUGCGCAAGUGGUUAAAACAGCUUUUUCACUUGCCCCAAGAAACAUCAAGACUUGAGACAGAUGCUCCUGAAUCUAUUUGCCUGUUAGACCUUGAAGUAUUCCUACUUGGGGUGGUAUUCACUAGCAACUUACAACUGCAAGAGAAGUUUAAUUCUCACUAUAGUGCACAUCAACCUCAAUUCUUGCCAUUGCCAAUAUGCAAGCAAUUCUAUACCGAAAAGCAAAGAUCCUGGUGGGAUGCUGUUCGUACUCUUCUUCAGAGAAAAUCAAUACCAGGAACAGCAGCAAAACUGAGGCUUAUUGUACAGCAUGGCAUAAGUACUCUGCGAACACUGGAGAAGCACGGCCUUCAACCUGCCUUAAUCAUACACUGGGCAAAAAGCUUGCAGAAAACAGGAAUUAACCUUAACUCCUUCUAUGACCAGAAGGAAUAUAUUGGACGAAGUGUCUACUACUGGAAGAAAGUUCUGCCUAUGCUGGAAACUAUCAAAAAGAAGAGGAGUAUUUCUGAACCUACUGAUCCUCUCUUCAAACACUUCCAUAGUGUAGACAUUCAGGUCUUUCAGGUUGCAGCGUAUGAAGAAGAGGCACAGAUAGCAUUUGCUAUGUUGGAUGCAGUUGAUGGCAAAAUUGAUGAUGCUUUAUUAGCAUUUGAAGCUAUUGAGAAUGUGGUUUCAUACUGGAAUCUUGCUGUGAUUUUCCAAAGAAAAGCAGAAGAGAUUGAAAAUGAUGUUAUGCUGCCAGAAGAGCAUGAGGAGCACAAAACCUACCUUCUUAAAGCCAAGUAUUAUCUAAUGAAAAUUAUUGCAGAAAGCUCCUCAGAUAUGUCAUUAACUGAGAAAUUGCCAGUGUCUAUUGAAACUGUGAGGGAAGUGUUAGAUUCAGUGAUCCAGGAACUUGGUGAGAAUGGUGAAGAGGAAAGUCUUGCCUUCAGAAAUGGUCUGUCACGAACUGUAGAUUCAGCAAUGAAACAUUCCACUCCGUCACCAACCAAAUUCUCUCUUUCACCAACUAAGACCUACAAGUUUUCUCCAAAAACUCCCCCUCAGUGGGCAGAAGACCAUAAAUCUAUACUUCAAAUGAUUUGUCAGCAAGUGGAAGCUUUAAAGAAUGAAAUGCAAGAAAUGAAACUUAAUAAUUCCAGCACAAAUGCAUCUCAUCGGUGGCCUGCUGAAAACUAUGGAACAGAUACAAUGCCAGAUAGUUAUCAGAGAGCACAAAAUCUUCAUGAAGCCCCGUUAACAGUUGCUACCACUGGCCCAUCUGUAUUCUACAGCCAGUCACCUGCCUAUAACUCUCAGUAUCUUCUGGGAACUGCUGCAACCAAUGUAACACCAACAAAGCCUCCUGUCUAUGGCAUGAACCGACUUACACCUCAGCCACAUAUAUAUUCCUAUCAACCACCACCAAUGCAUACGCCACCUCUGCAAAACACUUCUGGUUGUAUGUUUUCCCAAGAAAUGUAUGGCCCACCUCUGCGUUUUGAUUCUCCUGGUACUAGCCUCAUUUCCCCUCGUACGGGUGAUGACUACUACAACUACAGUGUCCCACAGGCAAGCACCAAUCCAACACUGCCUAAACCGGGGUAUUUCACAAACCGUUCAGUCACGCCGCCCACUUUAAAGCCUGCAGAACCAAAAGCAAUGCCUAAAUUUGGACAGCCGGGAACAGCAGAAGGAUCAAAAACGCCUCUGCCAACAUCAGCACAGCCAAGUCAGCCGACAACUUUUAAAUUUAAACCUAACUUCAAGUCUAAUGAUGGAGACUUCACUUUUUCUUCUCCCCCUCAAGUUGCACCACAGCCUCUUGGUGCACCUUUUAAUAGUAGAGAAAGCCUCUUGGAUCUUCUGACAUCUGAUAAACCUUUACAGGAUGAUAGAUACAUUGAACAAAAGCCAGUUAACGAUCCCACAAGUAGUUCAAGAAAUAUCUUCAAUUUUAGCAGUAAACAUAUUCCAGGCAUCUCUCUUCGAGAAAACACAGGCCAAAAUGCACACAAAAACAUGGGUUUUGAGAAGAAUGAUACUCUUAGCGUUCAAGAACCAAGUAAACCUGUAUUUAUGGCUUCAAAUUCAGAUUUGGCCAAUAGAAGUCAUGAAACAGAGGGAGGAAGCACCCAUGGUGGAGAUGAGGAUGAUGAUGGUCCUCAUUUUGAUCCUGUGGUGCCACUUCCUGAUAAGAUUGAAGUAAAGACAGGUGAGGAAGAUGAAGAAGAAUUCUUCUGCAACAGGGCCAAGCUCUUCCGUUUUGAUGCAGAAUCUAAAGAAUGGAAAGAAAGAGGUGUUGGAAAUGUGAAAAUACUGAAACAUAAAGUAUCUGGCAAAUUUCGUCUCUUAAUGAGACGGGACCAAGUUCUGAAAAUCUGUGCAAAUCACUACAUAAAUACUGACAUGAAAUUAACUCCAAAUGCUGCAUCAGAUAAGUCAUUUGUAUGGCAUGCAUUAGACUAUGCAGAUGAAUUGCCCAAACCAGAACAGCUUGCAAUUAGAUUUAAAACACCUGAAGAAGCAAUGCUCUUCAAAAAGAAGUUUGAGGAGGCACAGAAUAUUUUAAAAUCCUUGGGAUCAAAUGCUGACACAUCUGUGGCUCAGAACACUGGGACUGCAAAAGAAACAGCAAAUCAGGACACCAGGGAGCCUAGCAGAACCAUUUCUGGGACCAUGAACUUGGGCUUUCAGUUUUCAAAAGAUGGAGCAAGCAGUGAACCUGACAGCAAAGGCAGCCUUACAGCUACAUCCACUGCAUCUAGCACUACUAUUUCAUUUGGAAAGGAUGCUCAGCAAGCCUGUUCUUCUGGUGGGUUUGGGCAGCAUCUCUUGAAGAAGGAUCAGUGGGAGUGUAAAGAAUGUUCAGUUCCAAAUGAAGCAGCUGCAAAGAAUUGCCUAUCAUGUCAAAGUCCAAAUCCAGGUAUGUGGGAAACACAUGGCACCCCAUUAACUGGCUCCGCAAGUUUCAAAGCGAGUGGUAACAACACACUGCAGGACAAGUUUGGCUCUGCUUUUGCUAAAAAGGAAGGUCAGUGGGACUGCAGUGUCUGUUCAGGAAGAAAUGAACCUACUGCCUCCAAGUGUAUCAGCUGCCAGAAUCCAAACAAAACUAAUACAGUGGUAUCUGGUCAACAAAAUUCCUCUAAAUUUUGCCAAGCGAUUGCUCCAAAGGCUAUUCAAAAUGACUUGAGUGCUGCUUUUUCUAAAAAAGAAGGUCAGUGGGACUGCUCUGUAUGCCAAGCAAAAGAUGUAAACUCCUGUUCCUGUCAGAGUCCAAAACCUCAAAAUCAACCAAAUACAUCCAUACCAACUGUUCAGGCACCUGCUGCUCCAGGGUUUGGUUCUGUUGCUGAUAGAAGUAAGCCACUGAAAAAUGGGUUUGAAGGGCUUUUUACUAAAAAGGAAGGUCAGUGGGAUUGUAGUACUUGUUUUGUGAGGAAUGAAGGUUCUUCACUAGCCUGUGUAGCCUGCCAAGAACCAAAUCCAUCUGGUAAGCCAGCUGGUGAUGCUUUGUCAACUCCUGCUUUUGGCUUGAAAAGUAAAUUACCUGAACUUGCUGGAGGACAGUUGGGAACAGGCUUUAAGUUUGGUCUUGAGCAAGGCAAGACACCACCAUUUACAUUUCAGAUUUCUUCUGAUACUGAAGCUAAGUCUGCAAAGGAAGGAUUUAACUUUUCAAUGCAAAUGCCUGAAGGUGGGUUUAAGUUUGGGAUACAGGAGUCUACUAAAAAUACUACUAAGAAAGAUGAACCAUCCAAAGAGCAUACAACGGGUUUCUUAAAAAGCAUUGAUGAAAAAGACAAAAAGGAAUUGCCUUCAGAUAGUGGAACUGGAUUCCAAUUUCAAGAAACAGUAGCCAAGGAGAAAAGUGACUUUGUUUUUGGGCAGAAUAGUAGCACUUCUACUUUUGCUGAGCUUGCAAAAAGUACUCCUAGGGAAGGCAUUCAAUUUGGCAAAAAGGAUCCUAACUUCAAAGGCUUUUCAGGUGCAGGUGAAAAGCUGUUUUCUUCACAAAAUUCUAAAACAGAUCACAAAGCAAACACAUCUGCUGACUUUGGUGAGAAGGAUGAUGAUGUGUAUAAGACAGAGGACAGCGAUGAUAUCCAUUUUGAACCUAUAGUUCAGAUGCCUGAAAAAGUAGAACCAUUUACAGGAGAAGAAGAUGAGAAAGUGUUAUACUCCCAGAGAGUAAAGCUGUUCAGGUUUGAUCCAGAAACAAGCCAGUGGAAAGAACGUGGGGUGGGCAGUCUGAAGAUUCUUAAAAAUGAAGUUAAUGGCAAAGUAAGGAUAUUGAUGCGGCGUGAGCAGGUACUGAAGGUGUGUGCAAAUCACUGGAUAACGACAACAAUGAACUUGAAACAGCUGUCUGGCUCAGACAAAGCAUGGAUGUGGAUGGCCAAUGACUUCUCUGAUGGUGAUGCAAAGUUGGAACAUCUGGCAGCAAAAUUCAAGACACCAGAGCAGGCUGAGGAGUUCAAACAAAAGUUUGAAGAAUGUCAGAAGCUACUACUAGAUAUACCUCUGCAGACACCCCAUAAACUUGUUGAUACAGGUAGGACAGCUCAGCUCAUACAGAGAGCAGAAGAAAUGAAGUGUGACUUAAAAGAUCUCAAAACUUUUCUGACAGAUGACAAAACUAAAUUGUCAGAAGAGGAAAAUGUAAACCCUGCUUGUGCCAGCAGUACUUCUGAUUUGGUUAUAAAGCCACAUGCUGAAAGUACAGGCCCUACUCUGGAGUGGGAUAACUAUGACUUGCGUGAAGAGGCAUUGGAUGAUAGUGUAAGUAGUUCUGUAUAUGCAUCACCUCUUGCCAGUAGCCCUGUAAGGAAAAAUCUGUUUAGAUUUGGAGAGUCUACCACUGGUUUUAGUUUCAGCUUUAAAUCUGCUUUGAGCCCAUCCAAAUCUCCUGCCAAACAGAAUCAGAGUAGAACAUCAGUAGGCACAGAUGAAGAUUCUGAUGUUACUCAAGAAGAGGAAAGAGAUGGACAGUACUUUGAGCCUGUGGUACCUCUGCCUGAUCUCGUGGAAGUGACCAGUGGUGAGGAAAAUGAGCAAGUUGUCUUCAGUCAUAGAGCCAAGCUCUACAGAUACGACAAAGAUGCAAAACAGUGGAAAGAGAGAGGGAUUGGCGAUAUCAAAAUACUGCAGAACUAUGACAACAAACAAGUGCGUAUAGUAAUGAGAAGGGACCAGGUACUAAAACUCUGUGCCAAUCAUAGGAUAACACCAGAUAUGAACAUGCAACAAAUGAAAGGAUCUGACAGAGUGUGGGUAUGGACUGCAUGUGACUUCGCAGAGGGGGAAAGAAAAGUAGAACUUCUGGCUGUGCGAUUCAAGCUGCAAGAUGUUGCAGACUCAUUUAAGCAAAUUUUUGAUGAAGCAAAGCAUGCCCAAGAGAGAGAAACACUGAUAACACCUCUUUCUUCUCGUGCCAAUACACCAAAGGAAUCUCCAUGUGGUAAAAAUGCUGUAGCUGUGCUAGAAGAAACAACCAGAGAAAGAACUGAUGUCAGCCAUGGUGAUGAUACUUCUGAUGCAACUGUAGAGGCUGCAGAGGUGUCAAAUACUUCUGAAACACCAACAAAAACAGUAGUUUCUCCUCCAAAAUUUGUAUUUGGAUCUGAAUCUGUCAAGAGCAUUUUCAGUAAUGAAAAGUCAAAGACAUUCACAUUUGGAAAUACUUCAGCCACGGGUUCUCUCUUUGGCUUUAGUUUUAAUCCCCCAAGAAAGAGUGAAGGCCAUAUUCCAGCAUCUCAGAACACAGCACAGAAAGAACUGGAAAUCUCAGAACCACCAAAAAUCUCAACUGCUACUCAGAAGCCUGUAGACAGCAAGGUAGACAACUUGCCUGCUUCAACACAAGAUGGACCAUCUAACUUUUCAUUUAGAGUUCUGGAAAAAGGAUUUAAUUUUAGCCUUUUUAAAUCUAAUCCCAUGGCCUUUUGGACAAGCACAUCCUCCUUGCAACCUGAUAGUAAAGGUAUUUACAUACUGCACUGAAUGUGUGAUAAAAUCACUCUAGCAGGCAUGGACAAUAACCCAGCUGUGUCAAAGCAGUUGGCUCAGUAGUCCUUAUAAUUAACAUGCAUGCUGAAGGAGAGUACUUGAAAUUGCGUGUCUGACUACUGUGUUUGUCCUGUAAAGAAUGUCUCUAGCCUUUAGUAUGUUUACAUGAGUCAGCACAAUGGAUGGCCCUGUUUAAGCUUUUGGCUUCUGUUUGCCUUAUUUUUUGAGGAUAUGUGCCCUGCACUUCUUCCAUCACAGUUUUACUAAGCAUGCACACUGGAUCUCUUAAAUUCCUUUUUUCUAGAGCUAUUACUUUGGUAUUUUCAAAAAAUGUCUUGUAGUGCCUGACGUGGUUAACUCCAUGUCAAUGAAAUGUGCCUGAAGAUCUUGAGGCAGCUUACCUGGUAAAGAGCUAGAAUGUAUUUAGCCUCUGUGGAAAUGUUUGCUUCAGUUUCUUGAUUAUCAGUAUUAACUUCUGCGUAGAAGAGAGAAGUGCGCAGAAAGUGAGAGCCGCCUCCUUAGCUGCCUCUUAUGCCUUUAUACUUCAUGUAUAAUCUGAAGCCCACUGUAGCUGGUUAGAAAACUUCUGCCAGUUUGUAACCAAUUUGUUUACACCCAGACCCUGUAAACAAAACUGUUACAGCUUAUAGUUUGAUUAUAUGUUACUACCUGUGCUGCUUGCAAGUAUGCUUGCUGUAAGCAUGCUCAACUUACAUGGGUUUAAAAGUAUUUUAAUUUUAAAUAACAAACUUUUAGUCUGCGUAAGACAGUCUUCCAAUUUAGAGUCUUACGUUGUUUUAAAAUGUCAAAUUGUCAUUCAAGAAGCUGUUCUUAUUUGAACACUGAAUUCCUGUAUCCAUAACCUAAAGUCACUUGCUCUGUGUUUUCCAAGUGUCCCUGUGGAUGGAGUUUAUUAACAAUUCAGUUCUAUUUUCAUAAUAUGAUGUCUGUAAUGUGAAGUGAUUAAACAUUCUGUGCUAAUGCACACAUGCAAGAACUUUUCCUACCUCAAAUUGAUUGUGAUUUUAUGUUGGGGGCAUAUGGCAGGGAGGAUAUAUUUAAAGAAACAAACAAAGUAAGUGUUUCUGGUAUUUAAGACUGUUCUUCACUUCUACUUUUCUGAUAAUUAGGUUGUGAUUAUAUAUUUAGUGAUUUAUUUACAGUUGAUAAUUGUCUUCAGUGUAACUUCUUGGUCUUUGAGCUCUGACUUAAUAGUAAGAGAUUUUGAGAAGUCCUUUCUAAAUUAGGUUUUCAAACCUACCCUAUACAAAUAUGAUGUGAGGCUUACUCAUGGGGAACCUCUUUUGGGGGAUGGUUUCUUAGUUGCCCUAGAAUAACAUUCAGAAGAAAUUUAACCUUGUAGUUCUGCACCUCCAUGCAUUUACAUUUUCUCAGGUCUGGUCAUAAACUUUGUAUAAGUUCUUGUUCUGGUUUUGGCUGGGAUAAAGUUAAUUUUUUCUCAGUAGCUGGUACAAUGCUGGGUUUUGGAUUCAGUGUGAGAAUAAUGCUGAUUGCACACUGAUGUUUUGGUUGCUGCUAAGCAGUGUUUACCCAAAGUCAAGGACUCUGUCUUCUCUCAUGCUGUGCCAUUGAGGAGGUACACAAAUAAAUGCUGAGAGGGAGCUUUGCUGGGACAGAUAACUCAAAGUGGCCAAAGGGAUAUUCCACACCACAGAAUAUCAUGCCCAGUUUAUAAACUGGGGGAGUUACCUGGAAGAGGGGCCAGUAGGGGUGCAGGAAUGGAGUCUGGCUUUGGUCAGCAGGUGGUCAGCAGUUGUAUUGUGCAUCACUUGUUUUUCCUUGAGUUAUAUUUUUGCCUUUUAUUAUCGUUAUUUACUAUUAUAUUUCACUUCUGUUUCAAUUACUAAACUGUUCUUAUCUCAACCUACAAAUUUUACAUUUGAUUCUCCCCCCCAUUCCACCAGGUUACAGGGUGUGAGCCAGCAUCUCUGUGAUGCUUAAUUGCCAGCUGGACUUAAACCACACCAGUGCUGUACAAGUUUGUCAUGUCAGUUGCAGGCUACUGUAGCUCUUACAUGCUUUAGGGUUUAAGCUGGUGCUUUCCUCUUUUAUUCAGAAGAUAUUGGUCAUUGCAUCAUUGCAUGAUCAUUGAUCAAUGCAUGAGAGGAAAUAUCAGUAUUGUGACUAGAGAGAUUUAGGCCUACCUAGUCUUAAUGUCAGUUCAAACAAAAGUGAAAAUACAGUACAGUAUUGAAAAGAACUGUUGUGCAUUAUAUUGUCUUGAAUGUUGUUUCUUCCAUAUACUAACAAUGUUUUGUGUGGAUUUUUUCACCCAGAGUAGAGAGUUCUAUUAUCCUAAAACCAGCAGUCUUUUCAGAAUACAUUGUAUGUAUGCAUGGCUCUUUGUUUUGUGGCUGCCUGUGAAGAUAUAUUUAAGAUCUUUGCAACAGUAGUCUUUGUUGUUGAAGUCUUUUAUCAUUUUGAGUAGAUGUUUGGAACACUAGGAUAUUAUUCCAGUGUUUGACAGAUCAGUUUCAUGGAGACCUUUACCUGUUGACUAAUCUGAAGUGACCUUAAAUGUAUUUCUCUUAUUCAGCUAUUUUGCCCAAAGGGAACUGAAAGAGACUGCAUGAUAACUCUUUUUAAAUACUGUCAAGCCUGAUGAGCAAUGAAUGUGGUAAAACACUGGAACAGUGUAUUUGUUGCCACAGCUUCUGGCUAAAUUUCUACUGCUCAAAUUAAAGAAAGCACAUGCUUUUACCAUCUACCUGACUGACUUGGAAGAAGUGUCUUGUAAUAUUCAAAGAUACAUUUUUGAAAAUUUCCUAGUCCUAAGGAAAGCUGGUUUUUUGCUGUAGCGCUAAAUGCUCUACAUUUAGACCUCUGGUGAAGUUGGUGCAAACUUACUUAGUCCAAUUAAGACACUUGUUUAACUAAUCUGAAAGAUUAAAACACAUGGUAAUAUGCAGGAUAUCUGCAUAUCUUCAUAACACAGUACUAGAUGUAGUUCUAAUCCUUACAUCAGCUAGGGUGAGUUUUUUGGAUAAGAUUCUGAGAAGAUGUAUGAAAACAUCUGUAGCCUGCAGUCAUGAUAUGAACUUAGAAAUUUGCUGUUCAAGAAUUAUAUCCUACAUCUGCUUUCUACAGGCUCAGAAGUUACUGAGAUCUAAAUAUCUGAGCAAGAACAACUAGUCAACAGGAGUGUGCUGGUGAUGAGUGCGAGUUACUUUGUAGCUCUGGUGUAUAAAUGCCUGAAAUGAUCAACUUGUAAUCAAAGGUGGGGCAAAGACUGCAGGGGUAGUACUUUAUAAAAAUACGUAAGUUUGAAUCAGUACUUGGGAUUUUGCUUUUACUUUAUACUGCUCUUAAUCUGGAAGAUACUUGUGAGAAAACUGCUUUUAAAAAACAGACUUAUUUUAGUGUGUCAUUUGUGUCAGAGGAUCAAAGGACAUGUCUGUAAAUGUGUCUGUUCUGUCCUUGUCUCCUCUUGCAAUGAUGAGUUAAAUUCUGUAAUCAGAAAAAUCUGUGUUUUUCAGGAACUGGGUACUAGUUUGUUUUCUAUGGAGAUUUAGGUUUCCUCUGACUAGCUGUGCACAGAUUUACAAACUAUUUUUUUUUUUAAUGAAAAGUACAGUGAGCUUUUGUGAUCACCCUCAGAUUCUUCUAACUAAAUCUGGAGAACAGAAAAUAGGCUGAGAUACUAAAGCCAUCAUUUUGUUCUUAGAAACAGCUAUUGUGGCUAUUGAUGUGCUUAUGGGGUAAUUAUUAAUAAUAGUUCACAGAUUUGUUUCUUAGACCUUUAUUCCCAAACUCCCCUUCUCAAAACAAACCUAAACAAGCAGAACCCCAGCCAAACCACGCCUGAUGUUUAAAUUGCUAUAUCCUCCCUCUGUUUCCAUUCUCUCAUAAUAAACAAAUAUUUGUUUCCAAAGCUGUCUGUUCUUACAGCCAUGUGUUUAUCUGCAGUUUGCUCUAGGCUCUGCCUUCAGCUUUAACCUUGGCACUGAUCAUGCACUCUUCUAGUACUGGUGGAACGAACAAGUUAAUGUUGAAAGAGAGAAGACAGAAAGCUAAAUAAUAAAAUGGAUGGUGAUAUUUCCUUGCUGCAAAAGCUAGUUAAAUAUGCUGAAAGCAGUAUUUUUUGUUUGGUAGUGGAAUUACUUUACUUUUGUAACAAUAAAAGUUUCAGCAAGAGCUAUAAUGGUAAAUUGACAUUAGCUAAUAAAAAGCUCAGCUAUCCAAUAAGUAAUCUGAAAUGAGUUCUGUUCAGUUGCUUGGACAGGUUUUUGUACACAACCUCACUUUUUUUCAGGCCUGAAGCAUGCCUGUUUACCUCUGUUUGAUACCUCUGUCCCGCUUCUCUUUAGUUGUCUCUUAUUUGACAUGAAGACUUAAUUAAACAAUCCUUUUAAUAAUACAAAGAUGCAGCCAUGUUUUGUUUUAAUAUUUGAAUUCCAAAAGCAGUAGAACAGCAUGUAAGUUUUGCUGUUCUGUCCUAGCAUCCUGUAAGUUUGAUUUUUGUUUCCUAUGUAUCAAGAGAAAAUAUGUAGCCCUUAGAAUUAAUUCAGUUCCGUAACAAUGUGGGGUUAAUGUUAUUUCCUGUUCUGAAAUGAUUCACUUUUAAUGGUU
Molecule: messenger RNA, 12101 nt
Organism: Corvus hawaiiensis (hawaiian crow)
Lineage: Eukaryota; Metazoa; Chordata; Aves; Passeriformes; Corvidae
Gene: RGPD4
Product: RANBP2 like and GRIP domain containing 4
Exons: 21
Coding region: 156-7505 (2449 amino acids)
Biological process (GO): protein folding; NLS-bearing protein import into nucleus; protein peptidyl-prolyl isomerization
Cellular component (GO): nuclear pore; cytoplasm
Molecular function (GO): GTPase activator activity; peptidyl-prolyl cis-trans isomerase activity; protein binding
Source: RefSeq, a predicted model, not a curated record